Molecule: messenger RNA, 1637 nt
Organism: Spinacia oleracea (spinach)
Lineage: Eukaryota; Viridiplantae; Streptophyta; Magnoliopsida; Caryophyllales; Amaranthaceae
Exons: 2
Coding region: 143-1336 (397 amino acids)
Source: RefSeq, a predicted model, not a curated record
UACAAGUCAAAAUGAUAACUCUAUUGAGAAACGGAGAAAGUAGUACUUAAAUUGAACUCAUUCUCAAUGUAUCCCAUGAUCAAUCACAAAACUUGUAUUUUUCAUAAAAAUCUGUAGGAUCUGAGUUCAAUUCAAAAUUCAAAUGUAUAUGACAAGGCCUCUGUCCCUCUUUAAGAGUCGUUCGAGGUUGCUUUCUACACCAGUUGAAGGACCAGGUUCUGGCUAUCUAGUACUUGAGGGGGAAGAAGAUAUUCAGUAUGUCCGCUCGAGUUCCGGUCAGGAGAUGAUAGAUGAGGCCCUUAUGGAUUUACCUUUUCCACAAAAUAGGAUCCUCACAGUAAAUUUUACAUACGGUUCUGGACCGUAUGGUAAAUAUACUGAGAAGCAUAAUGUCUUGUUCAUACCUGUCAUCAACAAGCCCUUGUCCUCCCACUGCUUCUAUUUGAUGGUGGAUGAUAACAACGACCACAAAGGAUUAGCUCACACAAGUUCAACAGAGGAAGAUACAGAACCAAGUUGUUUGUUCCGGACCUGCACUCGAGAUAGGAAUCCAGAAAAACUCAACCCCCAUAACAAUUGUCAGCAGUUUCAGAUCUUGAGAAAGAAGGCUGGCCGUUUUUCAGCCAAGUGUGUUGAUCCUGAAGGUCGUCCUCCCAUGUUCUUGAGGAGACUAGGAUGGAACAUCCAUGCCUCAAAGCCUAAGAUCACGUUAGGUGAGGCGGAUGGCCUCAACCCCAUACUCAGGUCACAACAUCCAGAUUUUGAUUUCCCAUUAUCAACCGAGUAUUCACAGUCGAUGACUGUUGGGAAAUGGUAUUGUCCUUACAUGUUUAUUGAGGAGGGGACCGUGAAAGGACAAAUGGAAAGGUCUCCGUUCUAUGAAAUGACAUUAGAACAACAAUGGGAGAGGAUAUUUUCAUGUGAAAGAGAAAGAGAAAGAGAAAGAGAAAGCGAUGAUAAUUCAGUGUGUGUACGUGUUGUGCUUCCUACUGAACUUGUCAAGAUAUCUUGGAUAGAUGUUGUUUCUCAAAGAGACGAGACUAACAACCGGAUGUGGUUUUGGGGUAUGAACAAGAUAGGAUCACAAACGCGGAUAGGGUUGAGUUUGGUGAUCAUAGAAAGAAUCAUGUGGGAGCAAGAAAGAGUAGGGUGGGUUGCAGGGAACGAUAAGCAAGUGAUGGUUGCUAGAACGGAGACAUAUACCGGAGGAGAUUUGUGGCAAAAGUUCAGUUGUUAUGUGCUUGUGGAACGCUUUGUGCUGAAAAGGUUAGAUGGAAGCUUAGUGUUAACCUACGAGUUCAAACAUACUCAUCGAAUCAAAUGCAAAUGGGAAUGAAUCUCCUUCACUAAACUUGCUCUUCCUUAAUUUUUUUUUUCAAGUACAGGAGUGUGUAUUCUAUAUAAUAUUACGUGUUUGGCGAUUGUAAAUAGAUGUGGUAUACUGGUAUGUUUUUUUUUUUUUUUUUUUUUUUUUUUUUUUUACGGGGAAUGAAGAACAAUUUCAUUUAUAAUCAGCCAUACGGCAUCUACAAUGAUAAAGUAGAUCUGCAUACCACAUAUUCAAAGAAAAUACGUAACUAUUACAAUCAAAACAAUUACUAUUCUACAUCAUAAAGCACAUCUCGUACUCCACCGCU